ACCCGGGAGAACGUUUUUUUGUGCUACAGAAGCAUUGCAGACAGGACGUUUGGGAGGUGUAGUGGAAGAAAGGCAAGAGAAACGGAGUAAAUGAAAGCACUUUUGUCCAGAUUAUUGAAGGACUCAUCAACUAAAUAAAUCGCCGAAACAGCUUACUAUAAUGAAACGGACACACUGUUGACUUCCUGUCCAGGUAGCCAGCAGGUGUUGAGACAUCCUUCAGCGCCCGGAUCUCGGUCUCCAGUCUCCAGAGCGGAGGAGACUUUGCUGCUGUCUGAGGAGGAGGAGGAGGAGGAGGAGAGGGAGGGGGCGAGCGAGCGAGGCCGCGUCCAGAGCCCUGGAUCCACCGCCCUGCCCGCCAUCAUGGCCGACGCGGUGAUCGUCAAGGAGGGAUGGCUGCAUAAACGAGGAGAGUACAUUAAGACCUGGAGGCCGAGGUAUUUUCUCCUCAAGAGCGACGGUACAUUCAUCGGCUACAAAGAGCGACCGCAGGAUGUGGACCAGCUGGAGACCCCCUUAAAUAACUUCUCUGUCGCACAGUGCCAGCUGAUGAAGACAGAGAGACCCAAGCCCAACACAUUCAUCAUCCGCUGCCUGCAGUGGACCACUGUCAUCGAGCGCACCUUCCACGUGGAGACCCCCGAGGAGCGGGAGGAGUGGACCAAAGCCAUCCAGACGGUGGCCGUGGGCCUGCAGAAACAAGAGGAGGAGAUGAUGGACUCCUCCCCCGACCCCAUGGACAUGGAGGCCUACCUGACCAAACCCAGACAGAAAGUGACGAUGCACGACUUUGAAUACCUCAAACUCCUGGGAAAAGGUACCUUCGGCAAAGUCAUCCUGGUGAAGGAGAAGGCCACGGGACGCUACUACGCCAUGAAGAUCCUGAAGAAGGAGGUGAUCGUGGCCAAGGAUGAAGUUGCUCACACACUAACGGAGAACCGAGUGCUCCAGAAUUCCAAGCAUCCGUUCUUGACGGGCCUGAAGUACUCGUUCCAGACCCAUGACCGGCUGUGCUUUGUGAUGGAGUAUGCCAACGGCGGCGAGCUGUUCUUCCACCUAUCCAGGGACCGUGUGUUCUCAGAGGAGCGGGCACGGUUCUACGGCGCCGAGAUAGUGUCCGCCCUGGACUACCUGCACGCCGAGAGGAACGUGGUCUAUCGGGACCUGAAGCUGGAAAAUCUCAUGCUGGACAAAGACGGACACAUCAAGAUCACAGACUUCGGUCUGUGUAAGGAAGGCAUCAUCGAUGGCGCCACCAUGAAGACCUUCUGCGGAACACCCGAGUACCUGGCCCCCGAGGUGCUGGAGGACAACGACUACGGCCGGGCGGUGGACUGGUGGGGCCUGGGCGUGGUCAUGUACGAGAUGAUGUGCGGCCGGCUGCCCUUCUACAACCAGGACCACGAGAAGCUGUUUGAGCUCAUCCUCAUGGAGGACAUCCGCUUCCCCCGCACGCUGGGGCCCGAGAGCCGCUCCCUGCUCUCCGGCCUGCUGAAGAAGGACCCCAAGCAGAGGUUAGGCGGAGGGCACGACGACGCCAAGGAGAUCAUGCAGCACAAGUUCUUUGCUGGCAUCGAGUGGCAAGACGUCUACGAGAAGAAGCUGGUGCCGCCCUUUAAGCCCCAGGUGACCUCGGAGACGGACACCCGCUACUUUGACGAGGAGUUCACCGCACAGACCAUCACCAUCACACCGCCCGGGCAAGAUGACUGUAUGGAGUCCUUCGACAGCGAGCGGAGACCCCAUUUCCCCCAGUUCUCGUACUCGGCCAGCGGGACAGCCUGAUCCACUCUGAAUACACUCCUCUGGUCCUCCACCAACUCCCCACCACCCCCCCACCCGCAGCCC
This is a messenger RNA of Gadus chalcogrammus (walleye pollock), 1848 nucleotides long. It is a transcript of the gene akt1, whose product is annotated as v-akt murine thymoma viral oncogene homolog 1. Gene Ontology annotation, molecular function: protein serine/threonine kinase activity; ATP binding. NCBI's taxonomy places the organism in Eukaryota, Metazoa, Chordata, Actinopteri, Gadiformes, Gadidae. The record is from RefSeq and is a predicted model, not a curated record. Gene Ontology annotation, biological process: protein phosphorylation. The transcript is spliced from 14 exons. The coding region runs from base 364 to 1785 and encodes 473 amino acids.